AUGCAGCCUCGUAUCCGGCCGGAUCAGGUCGCCAACGACGUGGACCACGAGGUGGCUGCAUACAUGGAUGCUAUCAAUGGUGCUGGCCACGAGGCUCUGAGCUGGCAGCUACGGGGCGACGACCCUGAAGAACUGCAAGAAUACUUCGAGGCACAGAAUGGCUUCAUGCAGACGGCGAAUAAAUGUCUUGAGAAACUGAAAAUGCCGGCUAUGGAAUUAAGCCAACGUAGUGACUGGGCCGCUGCCCAGCUAAGAAUGGAACAGGCUUGCACUGCGCUUGAAAAGGUUUCUGCUAAGGAUGGCGAGCUCUCAGGGAUCAGAGGGAAAAUGAAGAAGGCUUUCCGCACUCUGUGCCGGAACGCAGGAAGUGGCAAGAUAUUCACCUCACUCGUCCCGACCGACAUGGGCGGGGCCGUCGUCAGCGGCGGUCUAAAUGUAGUAUUCACAGCCCUCGAGCAGAAGGAGUUCCACAGAGAGGCGGUCUAUAAAGCACUGGAAAGGCUACCGCGCAUUCUGAACAACCAUGUUGAGUAUACCGAGUUGGCCAGUGAGGAUGCUGAGAUGCAUCGCCGCACAGCUAAGCUGUAUACCGAAGUGUUGCUCACAUUGGAGCACAUACUCCGCUGGUUUAUGAUGGAUACUUUCGUUGCCGGGGCCAAACGCCUUCUCAACCCGACGAGCUUUUCGACCACGCUCAGUGAUCGGCUAGCCGAAGUCAACUUGGCAGCGAAAGACCUCAAAGCUCGCGGAACUCAUAUCAUGUGGAAACAGGUCAAGGAUGUCUCCACCAACCAGAAGUGGAUAGCGUAUGAGAAUGUAAAGAUGAACCGUCAACUAGGAGACAUAGAUGAGCAUAUCCGGCUUGUCGCCGCUCGAUCCAGCACGUACGAGAGCAUAGAGGCUGCUGUGCGCGACAACCUACAACCCAUUCUACAAGAUGUCAUGAAAAAAUCGCCUGAGUUAACGGCCGACGCAGUCUUGCAAGAGCUAGAGUACGAUCCAACACUGAUCGACAAGGACAUGCAGGCACUUCUCCAGAUGGGAUUACCGGCAUCACGAAGUCGUUUGGAUGCCAGCCGAGUACAGUCGAUGCAAAGGAGCCCUCGAGUGAGAGCCUGGCUUGCUGUUGACGAGGACUCUCUCUUAUUGAUCAACGGCGGCGCAAACAACCCCCUCGACACCUCUCUAUCAUUUGCCAACGCGAGAAUGCUAAGAUCUCUACUUGAAGAGGCCCCCAAAGCCCGAGAGGCACUGAGGAUAAUUCCCUUGGUGCAUUUCUGCAGCCAGCACCGCAACUACUACCGCGACGUGAACGCAAGCGCCGGCGGCCUCGCCAUGUCCCUUCUAUUGCAGCUGAUCAGCCACUAUCCCCAUUUCUCCUCCGCGGACCUACAAGAGUGCUUAUAUCGCACCGAAAACGGCGGCGCUCAGAGUACAUGCAGUGCCUUCGGUCUAUUGGCUAAGAAGCUCCCGUCAAGUGCCGUUGUGUUCCUAAUCGUGGAUGGGGUCUCGUUCUUCACCACACCACCGAAGCGGGCAAAUGAGAUGCGUGAGGUAGUGAGCUGUCUGGUAGAUCUCUACCGGCAGGAAAUGAAAGCAACAAUGAAGAUUCUCCUGACAAGUCCCACACGAUCUCGGGCUUUGGAGGGCUUGUUUGAGGAUGACGAGAUUCUGAACCUACCCACAACACCAGCACCGGUAGGCGGCCAUUCUUUGCUACAGUGUUGA
Messenger RNA from Neoarthrinium moseri, 1728 nucleotides. RefSeq lists its product as uncharacterized. The transcript has 4 exons. NCBI's taxonomy places the organism in Eukaryota, Fungi, Ascomycota, Sordariomycetes, Amphisphaeriales, Apiosporaceae. The coding region runs from base 1 to 1728 and encodes 575 amino acids. The record is from RefSeq and is a predicted model, not a curated record.